Papaver somniferum (opium poppy) is the source of this 583-nucleotide messenger RNA. Its product is annotated as cysteine proteinase inhibitor B-like. Gene Ontology annotation, molecular function: cysteine-type endopeptidase inhibitor activity. The record is from RefSeq and is a predicted model, not a curated record. Bases 74 to 454 code for a protein of 126 amino acids. The transcript has a single exon. Lineage: Eukaryota; Viridiplantae; Streptophyta; Magnoliopsida; Ranunculales; Papaveraceae.
UCCUCUAUAAAUCCCCUAUCUACUCUCCCUCAAAAGCCCAUCCUAAAACUUAGUUCUUCUCCAAUUUCAGUCCAUGGCUGCGCUACAUUCUUCUGCAUUCCUCACUAUCUCCAUCCUCCUAUUCAUCUGUUUCCUAUCAUCAGCAGAGGCUCUCGGAGGAAAAAAAACAGGAGGAAAAACUGAAAUAAAAAAUGUGAAGUCAAACAAAGAAAUACAAGAUUUGGGGAAAUUUUCAGUUGAUGAUUAUAAUCUGGCUUACAAGAAAGGAGACAAAGGACGUUUGAUAUUCAAACAAGUUGUUAAAGCCGAGAAACAAGUUGUUUCUGGGAUUAAAUACUUCUUGAAAGUUUCUCUAAUUUGGGAGGGUAAACCUCAUUUGUUUGAUGCUACUGUUGUUGUAAAAGCUUGGGAAACACCUUCUAGAUCUGUUGUUAGUUUUGGUCCUGUUGAUUAAUUUAGGGAUUUUAGCAGGGUUUGGAUUUCAUGUAAUUGUGUGUGUUUAAUGCUUGAAACUAUAAAUUAUGUUGAGUUAUUAAUAAAAUUGGUGAGAUUUGCUCUUCUCAUCAUCUUCUUGUGAUUUUCA